UCGGUGGUGAAAGCUAUGGUUCCUCGAGGUACUUAUUUCGUUCCCGACCAGCAAUUCAACAUGUUUCACAACAUUGAUCGUGAGUUGUACGCUGUGCUUGUAAUGAAUCUAUGCCGAGACCCGGUGGAAUCGCUUCAUUGUAUCGCGUUAUGGCUGUGGCUUGAGAGGGUUGGGUUUAAAAAGGUUGUGACAAAACUGUUGCCUUUGCCUCGUGUACUGGUGAACGAGCUUGCCGAUGAGGCUUUGGCUUGUCUUGGAGUCAUUCACAGCGAGAAAGUCUCUCCGUUGUCCACUAGACGCAACGAUACCCCUUUGAUGCAGCGCCUGAUCGACAGUGAGCUGGCUCUCCCGUUCUUUGCCAAGCACCGGCUCAUCGCGGUGCGAGGCCUUGCUAAGCUCGUCAACGAGGUCUGCAUGAGGGCGUUGAAGGACAUCAUGCAACAGGCCGUUGAACGAAAAGCGCAUCAGAGCUUAGCUGAUCUUAGCCUGUACCAUCAACAGCAACAGCGGCAGCACCCACGACAAGUGCAAGUGCAACCACCACUAGCAGCACGAGUACCAACACCAGCACCACCUAGGGUUCAAUUUGGCUCUUUGCCAGCGGCUGCUCAAACCAACGAAGUCCAUCCCGAUGAUCGGACCAUAUUCGUGACGUUCUCGAAAGGGUACCUGGUUCAUGAAUGGGAAGUUAGGGAAUUCUUCACCAGGCUGUAUGGGAAUUGCAUCGAGUCAUUGCACAUGCAAGAUGUGAUGCCUAAUGAACAACCGUUGUUUGCUCGGAUCGUGUGUCACUCACCGGCUGCCAUUGAAUAUAUCCUUAAUGGUAAUGUCAAAGCUAAGUUCACCAUCAACGGAAAACAUGUUUGGGCUCGGAAAUUUGUGCCUAAACGCCCCAAACCACCCGCACCGCCGCCACCACCAUUCAAUUUGCCAGUUUCGCUUGGGAUAUAAUUUAAGUGGUUUUUUAAAAAAAAAGGGUUUAAAUAGUAAUAAUCCCCUUUGUGUGGUGUAAAGUCAAACCUUUGUAAAAGAGGAAGGAAUAGUAAUUUCAGUUUGAAG
This is a messenger RNA of Gossypium raimondii (Peruvian cotton), 1059 nucleotides long. RefSeq lists its product as uncharacterized. The transcript has a single exon. NCBI's taxonomy places the organism in Eukaryota, Viridiplantae, Streptophyta, Magnoliopsida, Malvales, Malvaceae. The coding region runs from base 16 to 951 and encodes 311 amino acids. The record is from RefSeq and is a predicted model, not a curated record.